ACCUCGGCGCUCCGCGGGCGGGACCGCGCCGAGCCGCGCCGCGCCGAGCAGACAGGGAGGGGAGGAGAGCGGGUGCCAGGCCCGGCCCGGCCCGGCCCGGCUGCCGGCGCGGGAGAACCGAGCUGAGCCCGUGGUCUGCGCCUGCCCGCCCGGCCCGGCGCUCCCGCCUCCCCGCCCGCCGGCCCCCGCGCUCACGCCGCCCGCCCACCUCUCUCCGCAGGGAGCCGCAGGGCGAGUAGAGCCGCCGCGGCCGGGCCAGCCACCCCCGGGCCCAUGAGCCGCCGCCAGCCGGGACUGCCACCGCCGGGCCCAGCUCCCCCAGCCCCGCCGCUUCCGCCGCCGCCCCGCCGCCCUGCCGGAGGACGGUCCCGCUGCCUCCGCCGUGAAGAGAAUGGCCGUGACUCUAGAGCAGGCCCAGCGGGUGGGCUAUACCUGCCUGAAAGCACUCCUCAGGUUCGCUUUUAUGGUCGCCAAUAACCUGGUUGCUAUUCCGUCCUACGUCUUGUAUUUAAUUGUGCUGCAGCCUCUCCGAAUGCUGAAUAGUGAGAGCUUCUGGUAUAUCGAAGGAGUGUUAUUUAAGUGGCUUUUAGCUAUGGUGGCUUCCUGGGGCUGGUGGGCAGGAUAUACAGUAGUGGAAUGGGGUGAUGACGUUACGGCAGUAUCAGAAGAUGAAGCCAUGGUGCUGGUGAACCAUCAAGCGACGGGUGAUGUCUGCACUCUGAUGAUGUGCCUUCAGGAUAAAGGCACGGUUGUCCGUCAGAUGAUGUGGCUGAUGGAUCAUAUUUUUAAGUAUACAAACUUUGGCAUUGUGUCUCUAAUCCAUGGAGACUUCUUUAUAAGACAGGGAAGAGCCCACCGUGACCAGCAGCUUGUGUUACUCAAGGAGCAUCUAGAAAAAUACUACAGGAGCCGCAAUCGGAAAUGGAUUGUUUUAUUUCCAGAGGGUGGCUUUCUUAGGAAAAGGAGAGAAACAAGCCAGGCAUUUGCCAAGAAAAACAAUUUGCCAUUUCUUAAACAUGUCACUCUGCCGAGGCUUGGGGCAACACAAGUGAUUCUGAAAACGCUUGUAGCGCCGCAAGAAAAUGGAACUCCAGCAGGUAGAGAAGCUGUGAUGAAAGAGAGCAAAUCAAAAGGCCUCCAGUGGGUGAUAGAUACAACCAUUGCCUAUCCCAAAGGUGAACCUAUAGACAUCCAAACUUGGAUUCUUGGCUACCGACAACCAACAGUUACACAUGUACAUUACAGGAUUUUUCCAGUGAAAGAUGUACCUGCAGAGCCUGAAGCUCUUACAAACUGGCUAUAUGAACGAUUCAUUGAGAAGGAGGAUCUCUUGACACAUUUCUAUGAAACAGGAGCUUUUCCUCCACUACAGGGUCAAGCAAAAGCUAUUUCUCGGGAGAUGACCCUCAGCAACCUGUGGCUGGUCGGCAUCCAAUCACUUGCGUUUUUGUCAGGCGGUAUGUGGUACUGCAUCCUUCAGUAUUUUUAUCAUUGCCUAUUUUAAAAGUCGAAAGGGACCUGAGGACACAAUGGGAAUCCAGGCUCUUGCAAAUGAGUAUCAUGUUGUCUGUGCAAAUGUGAAUAUUCAAGAGUAAAGGAAAAUACUGGACAGACUCUUUACCUCUCUUUGGGGGAAUUUUAAACUCCGCUAAAAGUGAAGAUCAGUCUCAUAGUGACCUGAUGAUGUAUUAUUUUAAGAAUUGUCUGUAUUUUUAAAAAUGUAUACUCUCACCCACACUUAAGCAAAUUCAGCAUUUGGACAAAAGGUGCAAUCAUACAACCACUGUAGAAGAAUGUCUGUGACAAGAAAGCCCUGUCACCUCAAGUAUUUCUUGGCAUUGUAGUUAGAGCUCAGAAAAUUCAGCAACUUGUCUCUUCAGUAGUCUGUACAGCGUCGGUGUGGUAGAGAUUCCUCAUUUGCACAAACUCCUACUUGAUUGCAACUCAUUGUGCUGGAGUCAAAGAUACUUGACAGAGCUGGUGGCAGCAUCGUUGCAGCUACGCAGUCAGUCAGCAGUUGUAUCAGACACAUUGAUCUAAAACCAAGACCCGAAUGAGAUCCAGCGUCGGGUGUGUUUUGUGAGGAAUCAGUCCUCAAAAAAGCAUUGCAGCAUCAUCGUGUGAUUAAGAGCUGUCCACAUCUGAUGAAUCAGCCCAUCCCUGCUGUGGUCUUACCAUCAGCUCUCCAAAUUCCCUGUGCUCCCAUUAUCUCAUAUUAUGAGGAGACUUGGAAAAUAUAAAGUCACUUGGUUUCUUUUCCCAUGGUGUUCAGAAUGCCUCUCAAGGAUCAUUACCGCUUUUCAAAAUGCACUUUUAAAGGUGAAAAUACAGUGAAGGAAACACAUAAAACUUAGGGGCUGGGGAAAGCUUUAUCUGUCACACAUUGGAAGCCAGAGCAAAUCUAGCUGUUUCUGAAGGUCUGCUGGUGCUGCUGGUGAUUUUUAGCCACCUUUGUAUUUUGUAUACUGCAGUCCAACCAAGGUGACCUUUGAGUGGUUUCUAGAGGCCUUUUUCUCCCCCGCUAGUUGCAACAGUGCUAAAUAUACUUGUGGGAGAGUUUAAAUAAUUCAAUGCCAACCAUCUUAAUAUUUUGCUAAGGAAUAAUAGAAGAAAAACUAGUUUCUUGAAAUAAAAUAGUAUAAUUGCUGUCAUAAAUCUAUAGGAAGUUACUACUGAAAAAAAGAAAAAAAAAGGUGUGGUAAAUACUCUGAAUAGCUACAUGGAGGGCAGAAUGAAUUAGUUCACCACUGUGCUAAAAUUGUACUGGAAGAAGGCAGAGUGAAUUUAAAGGCAAACUGGGACAGAAGACACUUCCAGAUGUGCAAAAGGAUACUUCUGAGAGGAUGUCAGUGAUGUACAGCCUGACUUCUGGCAGGUCUAGUUGGCAUUGUGUUUAUGUGAUUAUGCGCAGAUUUGAGAGAGCUGUUCCUAAAAUAAAACUAAUCUCUCUAAAUACAAGCAGGAGAGCCAGAACUUCAGAUGUUGGCAAACUGCCUUUUACAGAGUAAUUUUACUGAGAACAAAGUAAGCCCUCAGUACUUCUGGCUCUGAGUAAGCAAUAUUGAUCCCCUUUGUCUCUCCCUUUCCUGCUACACAAAUCGCAGCAGGUGAUGCACAGAAUACAAAACCUAGCCAGUGUUUCCUCUGGGGGGGAACUAAGAGCACACUAAAUAUGAGGCAAUGCCCAUUUUCCAGAUUUAACAGAAAAAUACCUAGUCAAAUAUGCUACCCCUGUCCCCUCAAAAGCAGUUGUUUUAUCCUAAGGUAGCUGAGCGGGACAGUUGCAAAACGAGACACCACAGUAAGUUCUCCUCAUUGACUGAAAAGAACCACUGCAGCUGGGAGGCUGAGGCUGGUGGUUGCCUACAGCCUAAUCUGUUAGGUAACAUACUGCCUCUGAAUCCCAUCUCUUUACAUCCAGUCCUGCACCUGAAUUCCAGAGUAAUCUAAAAUCCAUUUACAAGCGAUAUGCCCUGAAAGGGAGGCAGUCUGGGGCGUAUUUAUUUUAUUUUUCCUGUUGCUCUUACUAAAGUACAGCUGAUGGAAUGAAUGUAUUUAAUCUGCCCUUUUAUGGGAGAGUUUUGGGGCAGCCCAGUGCCAUUACCAUGGAAGUGAAUAUGUCUGCAGCACGUGGGCGUAAAUGGACUCUCAAAACUGCAAAAUGCAGAUGAGAAACUACUCGUUUCUGUCCUCCACCAGGUGCCCAGAGUACAGCUGGUUUUGAGCUAGGACAGACUGGAGUGAUAUAAAAAGGGAAGUUUAUAUAAGCAGAUUGCACAGCAGUAACUCACAUCAGGAGGUUGUUCUUGAUAGACCCUGUGAACUCCAUGUCAGAGCGUACUGUUUUUUCAAAUGCAGUAUAUUUUUUUUUCCCCAGUGGAUUGCAGUCUGUAGUGAGUGUUCACAUGCUGCCUGAAGAAAUUAGUAACGCGCAAUAAUGUUUCAGGUGAUCACUCAAUUUUUCUGGUCCUGUUUAUUUUCACUUUGUUCCUCCAUAGCUCUUAUUAUUGCAAAACAUUUGUUUUCAAGCACUGAUUGUUGUUUUGGUAGGGUGUGAAAACAGUUAUUAGGUCUUGGGCUUCUCUCAUGCCAGCACUGGAGGACGUGAAGAGAGCCUGAUGUUGUGUUUCCUUACGGCUGAGUUGCUGUAGAUGACAAUAGAAUGAAACUGUUGUUAAGAAACUCCCAAGUACCCUCCCAGCUUGAACUUUGGAUGCUGCUUCAUGAAAGAGAGUAACUUGGAUAAAAGAUGUUUUUCUUACUGAGGGAAAAACAUGAGAAGUAUACAAGAUACAGGAGAUUCUGUGCUAAAAAGACCAUGCUGGUCAAGACUCCAUGGAGCUUAGCAGGCUAGUCUGUAGAAGGUGAAUUCCUGUCGGCUGCAGUUCGGUUCCAGCUUCUGGCAGUUGGCCAGCAGGACAGUUGUCGUGGGCAAAUUGUGUUUGAUAGGCAAUUAUGUUAAUAACCCAUACGGCUGAUCACAAAAUGGUUCGUUAAUACAAACUUGAAUUUAUAUUAAGAGAAAUGUGAUGGAAGAAUGUGUAAUGUGAUACAGAGUGAAAAAAUUACCCAACCCACCCCCCUGCUAAUAGAAAGCUGCUGCACACAGAAAUGAGAAGAUGGCAGUUUAAUAAAGGCGGUUCUCUGCCAGGGCUGCACACAGAACAUCUGUGCAUUUCCAUGCUUAACUGUUCAUAAACAAGUUGUUACAGUUGAAACAAUCCAAGUCCUAAUGUUUUAGCAUUCCUGCUCUUUGCAUUCCAUGGCAUGAAGAGCACCUGCCCAUUCACUACGAGCAGUGGUUUCUUCAGCGCUCCUUGGUGAGUCGACUUCCUUGCUUCUCAUCAACGGUGUCUCUUGCAGGAGGGAUUUUUUUUAAACAGAUUUAAGUUGCUCCCAUCAGAAUUUGAAAAGCUGUGCUCACUGGAAAAUUAAAAGCUUCCUUCUCCCUCCUCCAUCCCCAGCAUCAAAAAAUAAGAUGCAUCUUAUUGCGGUGAAAACACAACGAUCACUGUGGUACUUGUUCAUUACUCACUUGUUUUGCAGAUGACGUGACUUUUUUUUUCUGUCCAACACUGCCAUAAAGUGCUUUUAACUUUUUUCACCUGUUUGUACAAGAUAAUACAGAUACCGAUCACUGUGUGUGACAGGAUUCAACUGCUCCACUUUGCCUUGACCUAAAAUUUUGGGACCAAAGGUACUUAAAACUCGGAUUUCCAAAUUGUGAGGCCACAGCUGGGUGUGUUCUCUCGACAGUCGGCUGGAGGUUUUGUUGUGAUCUGAUACAAUCACACAAAAUAAUUAUCCACCUGGGGUACUGUAUGGUUUGGAAAUAAUGGAGCCAUAUGAAAUAAAGGGUUAUUUUUCAAAAUUGCAUAUUUGAUAGUUUUUACACUUUUUUUAAGAGAAAAACAAUUGGAAGAGCAAAAUUGAAACCAUACUCUGGUUUAAAAUGUCUGCAUACAUUAUGAGCACUUCUGAGCAGCUUUAUCUUUUCUGUAAAAACUGUGGACUACCUGGCUGUGAUACAAAAGAAGUAUUUAAAAGGAUUCUAUGCAUUUUAAAGUUAAACCUUUUAUUUUAUCAUUGGAUAAUGAAGUAAUUAUACUCUGAACAACUGUCCUAUUGAAGUGAGUUAGUUCCUUAAAGUUACUCUACAAUGGUGUUCAUUUUGUAUGAGAAAAAGUAGUUUUCUUGGUACCAGUUACUUUCACCUCCAGUUUUCUCCUUCCCUCCUCCUACCUGCAUUUUUGUUUUGUAUGAUAAAAUGGAUGCAGAAGCCUGUAGUGACUCUCAGUGAUUUUUGCAAAGGUCUGGUUGUGUUUGGAAUUACUUUACUGAAUUUAUUUCAUUGGAUUUUUUUAUAAAAUCUUUCCAGCAGCCAAGAUGUCUUUCAGAAAUGUAGACAGAUACCAGAAGCAGCAUUUCUCUACAGAGAUUAUUAGGUGUCUUUUCCCAUUUUGUGUGUGUGUGUGUGGCAAAAAUAAAGUUAAUUUUUUUCAAAAUUA
This is a messenger RNA of Apus apus (common swift), 6008 nucleotides long. It is a transcript of the gene LPGAT1, whose product is annotated as lysophosphatidylglycerol acyltransferase 1. Gene Ontology annotation, molecular function: acyltransferase activity. Bases 392 to 1504 code for a protein of 370 amino acids. Gene Ontology annotation, cellular component: endomembrane system. Lineage: Eukaryota; Metazoa; Chordata; Aves; Apodiformes; Apodidae. The record is from RefSeq and is a predicted model, not a curated record. The transcript is spliced from 8 exons.